Messenger RNA from Phlebotomus argentipes, 2478 nucleotides. Its product is annotated as transcriptional regulator ATRX homolog. Bases 173 to 979 code for a protein of 268 amino acids. The transcript is spliced from 4 exons. Lineage: Eukaryota; Metazoa; Arthropoda; Insecta; Diptera; Psychodidae. The record is from RefSeq and is a predicted model, not a curated record.
UUGCGCGAGUUUGGGUGAAACUAGUGAGUUCGUGCGGCAGUUUGUCAGCGGAGAAAAGCCCUUUUCCACCUCUGUUCGCAGUGUUGGACACCACGAGAAUCGCCCCAAGUGUUGUGUGCACACGGAGUGAGUGUUUUCCAGUGGGAUAGUGCGGAAAUAGCGCGGCGAGAGCAUGUCAGAGGCACAGCCAGCCAGUCCGAAGGUGGAGGAAAAUGACAAGACACCGCCCAAGAGGACACCGAGCAAGCGGAAGACCACACUGGAGCGCGCGCAGGCCGAGAGUGAGCAGCUGCUGAAGAUCAUGGGCGGAAAUGUGGAACUGGAAGGCGGUCGCAGGACGCGCUCGAGCACGAAGGCGACGACGCCAUCGACAAAGGAAGCCGUGACUCCGCCACCAGCCAAGAGGGCCCGCAACGCCGCUACAACACCGGCCAGCGGUCGCCGCGGCCGUCCCAAGAAGUUGGACAAUCACGAUGAGGAGGAAGCUGCCGAGGAGAAGAACGAAGAGGACAAGCCAGAGGAGAAUAACAAGGCGGAGAAGAGCACUGAGGCUGAAGCUCCCGCCAAAGUAGAUGAGAAGACCGAGACAAAGGCCGAUGAGAAGUCAGAGGAGAAGAAGGACGACGCCGCCGAGGCGAAGGCGGAGGAGAAGAAGACAGUUCAGCUGAGUAACAGCAAAAGUCCUGAGAAGAUGGAAGUGGACGCGUCGGUGGCGGAGAAGAAGGAGGAGAAGAGUGCGAGCAGCGAGUCAGAGACGCAAAAGCCCGAGUCAGCACCUGCAGCGGCACCCGAGGAGGAGAAGAAGAAGCCGGACGAGACAACGAAGGAGUUGGCCAAGACAGACACGCCAGAGCUGAAGGCAACUGAGGAGUCACAGAAAGUCGCUGCGUCGCCAGAGAAGAAGGAUCAGACGGACGCUGUGGAAUCUUGUGAACCGAAAAUAUCUCCGAAAACAACUGAGGAAGUCGCAGCUCCAUAAAUGCAGCCCUCCAAGCAACAAACACGCCCACACACAACAGGAUGAUUUUCAUUUGCAUCUUCAUGUGACCUUUUAGUUUACUUUACUCUCGUUAUUUUCUCCAACAUCUUCAUGCGAUGUCCGCCCGCAGACACACUGAGAAACGGUUGAUUUGGGCGGCGUGAGCAAUUGAAUUUUGCAAGAUUAAUCUUUUAGUUAGCAGACAGGAAAAGUGAUGGUCAAAUGAUGGAUAAAGAUGCAGUUGAGUAUUUGACACACAAACAUAGACAGAGCAACAGGCGGCAGAAGGAAAAAGGAACUCAAGAGGACACACACACUUUGUAUAUUAGCGUGAAGAACAUUAAUGUAAAUAACUGAAAGAUGUGGAGAGGAAAUAUUAAUGUACGUUAAGAAUAUGCAAAAGGAAGGAGAUACUUUUUCUAUAUAAUGGAAUGUAGUUCAUAAUUUACACUUGUUACACGGAUUAAAUUAAUACACUUACUUUGUCAUAUUGUAAGCAUUGAAAAACAAUGGGAGAAACAGCUAAAUUGAGCCCGAGUGCGAGGUUGGAAGCGAGAGCGCGCAGGUUUUUGGGCAAACGUGUGCGCCCCAAAUAUGUACAAAAAGAAAAUCAGGUGUUAUUGCCAUACAAUAUUUUUUCGUCUCUUAAUUUUGUAAUGAACUUUUGUGUAAUUCAAUGUUCUUUCUCAUUUUAUACUAUCGCAGUAAUGAUAAGAUCAUGUAGUUAUCAAACAUUUGAUCUGAAUAAUUUUUCUUCAUCUGUUGCGCGCGAGAAAGUGCAGAGUGGAAAACUUGUAAUCGCCACGUGAAAAUGUUGUUGAUUUGAUAAAAAUUCACCGCGUCUGCUGUUGAUAAUGGGAUUGUACAAUUUCUGUGCUGCAGGAGAGAUGAAAUAAGAAAAGAAAUCACACUUCCAACAAAAUACAAACUGAAGUACAUAAGAUAAAAGCAAUAAAAUAUCACACAUAAGAGAGAUUCACAAGAAAUUAACGUCUUCGUUAUAAAUGGUAUGAAAAUGAAGAGAGUAGCCGCAGAGUGAAUUUUCAUCAAGGAACUCCUGAAUGAAGUGUUGUAUUCCAAGAUUUGGGAAGAAGAGCAGAGGAAAAGAUACCCAUAAAAUGUAAGAGAAGAGGAAAAUUUGUGAAAAUGCCAUUAAUGUUCUUUUUAGAGAAGAGAGAGAAAGAGGAGAAGGAAUACCUUUAUAUUUUAUAUCAAUAUUGAUUUGUAAGGAAGGCGUGAGAAUUAGUCUGGAGAUGCGAAAAGCAAGAAAGAGAGAGAGAGAGAGUGUUAGUGAAAUAGUUCUGUUUCUUUCCAAUUACAUUUUCAAAAAAAAAAUUGUACGUUCUGUCAAUGAAUGUUUUUUUUCCACCUUUCAAUUGAGAGGGAGAACACGGAAUCCGAUACAGAAAAAAACCGAGUGAAAUGUUUUUCUUUUCUAUAGAAGUCUUCAGAAAUUUUGUCAGAUGAAAUUUAUAAUAAAUGACUCUUAAAAAUAACAA